UCUUGUUAUUUGGGGCCUUUUUUCUUGUUUUUGGGGGCUUUGGGCAGGGAACAAUAUAGCUCCAAAAAUUAGCAGAGAUAAAAUUUCAAAGCUCGAAAGACUGAAAGCAAAGAAUGAAGAAGGCGAUGAAGAAGUCAGAUAUUAGCUUGAGGAGCUGUUCAACCCGAAAAAGAAAGAAGAUUGAAACUGAUGAUGAAAAGGGUAAGAACAAGAAAGUAAAGACUCAAACUUUAAGUCAUGAAACCCUAGAACAAGGUGGGGAUGAGAGUGCUAAAGCUAUUAGGUCAGAUAUGAGCUUAAAGAGUUGUUCAAUUAGUGAAAGAAAGAACAAUGGGUCUAAGGAUGAAAAGGGUAAGAAGAAGAAGAAGAGUAAAAAGAAGAAGAAGAAAAAGGGUUCAUACAUGGUUAAUUUAUCAGGAUUGAGGUUUGGGAGGUUUUUAAGACGAAAAAAGAAAACAACUCAGUCUUGUGUUAAUGAUUCUGGACCACAGUGGGUGGUGCAAAAACAUCCCCAGGCAGUUAGAAAGGGAGAUAGGGUCAAUUUACAGCAACUUCUGUUUACGAGGGACAGGGAUUUUCUCAUCACUUAUAAUAACCGCCGGGUCCAAGCUAAGCACCUGGAAAACAAAGUUAUUGUCUUACAUUUUGUGCCACUUGUUCCGUGGUCCGAAUAUUGGAUGAGAUUUGAAACAACAAUCUUGCUGGAUGUAUACAAUGCUUUGCUCCCUAAAGGUGAUUUCGAGGUCGUUUUCAUUGGAGUUGAGCUCGAUACUGCUAAUGCGGCCUCCAACUGUCCUACUCCAAGGGAAUGUUUUGAAAAUAAAUUUUCUAUCAUGCCGUGGAUUGGGAUCCCGUUCUCAGAUGUCAAAUCCAGCACAGAUUGGGAAACAGUAUUUCCCCUCUCUGGUUUUCUUACCCGUGAUACUCCGGCCUCAUUUGUCAUCGAUCAUACAGGAAUGGUUUUGCAAUGUAACGCCAACGAUAUCUUUCAUAUGUAUGGAGCCCGUGCUUAUCCUUUCACUGAUAAAAGGAUGGAAUGCCUUUUAAAGGAAGACGCUGAAGCUCGAAACCAUCCCUCCAUUACAAAGCUCCUAGCUUCUUCUGAACGUAAUCAUCUCAUUAACAAGGAUAAUCAGGCGGUACCUAUUCAUAAUCUCGAAGAUAAGGUUGUAGGCAUAUAUUUUUAUGAAGAUUAUCCAAACCACGCACUUACGUCGGAAAUUCAGAAGGCCUAUGAACAGUUGGCUCAGAAGAAUAACUUUGAAAUCGUGCUUGUUUAUGUUCACGACUCAUUUGCUACUUGUGAACGUACAAGCGAAAAAUCAUACUGGAAAACGUUCAAAAAAAUGCCUUGGUUGGCACUCCCGUUUCAAGACCCUGUUUGUAAAAAGUUGCAGCGAGUUUUUGAUUAUCCUUUGUAUACUUGUGAGGAUGAGGAUGGGCCAGACCAUAGCCUUGUAAUUAUUGGACCGCAAGGAAAAUUUGUUGAACUGUACGGCGCUGACAUAUUAAAAAAUUAUGGUAUCGCAGCAUAUCCAUUCACCCAAAAAAGAGUUGCUAAGUUAGAGGCCGAACGCAUAAAGGAGUUGAAGCUAGACAUGUUCUGGAGCCGAAAGACUACAUUGAUACAAAAAAAUGGGUCCACAGUUCAGUUAUCGCAACUCGAGGGAAAGAGAAUCAUAGUCAUUGUUGAGGAUGAUCAGCAUAUUCCGGAUGCCAAGUUUUGGCGGAUGCUAAAAGCAAGGUAUCUCCAAGUGAAAGGCACUGAUAAUGAGUUUGAAGUGGUUCACAUAUGUAAAAACAAGGAAGGAUAUUCAUAUGGUAAGAACAUUGCGCCUAUUUCAUGGCUGAGACAUCCUUCUCGGCAUCCUUCUCAUCGAUACGGGUUAAAUGUACUCAAGAUCUUGAACCGUGUAUUUAGAAGAGGAAGUGUUGUUGGACUUCUUGCUUUUGAUCGUGAUGGAAGGCUUGUGAGGAGAACACCGUAUCCAUCAAUUUUAAAGGAGAAUGUAGAUUUUCCUUUUGGUGUCAUGGAAGAGGAGUUCUUGAGGGAACUAGUAGAUCGUGAGCUUGACUAUUAGGCUUGUGGAAUUGUCCUAAAAACCUUAAUUUUUGUGUGUAACAUAUAUUGGCAUUCAGACUCGUGGAUUAUCUUAGAUAUCGUCCUCUUAUAUAUUCUCUACUCAAGCUUCUGUAAGUUAAGAAGUCAGUUCAGCUUU
Daucus carota subsp. sativus is the source of this 2219-nucleotide messenger RNA. RefSeq names its product probable nucleoredoxin 1. The transcript has 4 exons. NCBI's taxonomy places the organism in Eukaryota, Viridiplantae, Streptophyta, Magnoliopsida, Apiales, Apiaceae. The record is from RefSeq and is a predicted model, not a curated record. Bases 114 to 2081 code for a protein of 655 amino acids.